AUUACUCGGUUUGAAAGUAAUGUAAAGUAUGAGCAAUUUCAAUCGAAAUCAAAAGUAUACAUUUGCAUCAAUCUCAUAGAAAGUUAUCGAUUGAUGAUCCCCGAAAAUGGCUUGCUGCAAGAUCAGUAAAGUGUAUCUAGUCUUAUCAGCGAUAAUUGUUUCCCAUGUAAGUGCAAAUUACAAGUACGAGCGCUUGAGAGUUUCGAAUCAAGUUCCUUGGAAUAAUCAAUAUGACAUUUACGAGAGCGCUUCUUCCGUAAUGCGGCCUUGUUAUUACGAUCCUCGCGAGUCAAGCGAAGCUCGAGCUACGGAAGUACAAGAACAGCUCGAAAGUUUAUCGAAACCUCGUUUACCAGCCAGUAACAUCAAGAAGGAAGCGACCGAACAGAAAAAUUCGAAAAAACUGAUACUUCCAUUUUACACAUUUGCAAGUAAAGAUUCUAUCAAAUACAAAGAGUUACUUCCGAAUUCGGGAAUUGCACACUGCCAACAAAUAAAACGGGAAGAGUCGAUCGGAAAACAGGAUGAGUCACAAAAAGAUACUGCCGUUUGUUACAAGUGCAGAGAUCCUAAAACCAAGUCGACGUACGAACGGUGUUUGUACAAUAGUUAUCCGGAAGAGAGCGCAUCCAGUAGAAGGGUCGAGCGUUUUGCACCUACUGGCUUUAGAUAUCGAAGGUCCAACUCGGAUGAAGACAGGAAUUACGGACAGGUAAAGAAUCCUUAUCGGUUCGCGGAGGAAUACUUUACCGACGCCACGUACGACGUGCCAGCCGCGUAUCAAAACAAAGAUGAGAAAUGCGAGAAAAUCGUAAAAGACUCCAUGGUGUGUAUGGUGUGCAAAGACGCCAAGACCAACAGCAAGUACGAACAGUGUUCGUAUAUAAAACAGCCGCGUGAAAAGGCGUACUCCUACACCAAGUCCAGCUCCUUGGAGAAGCCUGAAGAACAAGAAAGUAACAAAAAUGAGCAACAAUCACCCGAUUUCAAAGAAUCCGAUCGGAAUUACGGAACCGCAGAGAAGUCUGGCGACAGUAGCGACUAUUCUUAUCCAAACGAGGGUUAUUCGGAGAAAAUCUCGAACAAACAGGAAACGGCACCUUCGCAAGCGGAUUGCGAACAAGUGGAAAAAGAUUCCAAGACCUGUACGGUGUGCAAGGAUCCCAAGAACGGCGGCACUUACGAAAAAUGCGUCUACAACUAUCAACCCAGUGAUACGCUGUAUAAAUACAGCAGAUCGAAAAGCUUCGGGUAUCCGGAAAGUUCGAAGAAAGCGGAUCAAGCGUCGGCAAAAUCCAAGGAUCACAAUUAUCCGGAAAGUUCAGAAUCUACGUAUAAUUAUUCGGGUGGAUCCAAAGUUCCUGCUUAUCAGCGAAGAUCUACAACUGAUUCUGACGAUACGUCACGCGAGUCGUCACACAAUUACGACAGCGAUUAUCCCAGUCACGAACAGUCGAGUACUUAUCAAUAUCCGUCGAGUAAUGACAAAGGAUCUUACACGGGGGAAGCGACGUCAUCCGAAAAUAUCAACGCGGAUCAUUGCCAAAAGGUGCAGAAGGACUCGAUGACAUGCACAAUCUGCAAGGAUCCGAAAACGGGCAACGAUUUCGAGCAGUGUUCGUAUUCGUAUCAGCCUAGCGACAAACUCUUCUCCUACACCAAGUCCAGCUCAUUCGGUACUCCACGAAAAACUGACAAUAAGUCUGAGCAAACGCACGAAGAAUCGACGCGCGAGGAAAACGAGCAGCCGUCGAACAGUUAUGAAGAUUCAAAGAGUCGUUCUUACGAGAAGUACGGUCCGGGUGAAACUUACGAAGCUUCAACGGCCGACGAAACGAAGUCUGAUGACGAUGACGCGGCGAACAAGAAAUUAGCCGGAGCGGACGUUGGAUAUUUCAAUACCGCGAAAAAGAAAGCGGAAAUCGAGGCGUUCAUGCAGAACUUUCAGAAAGAAGACCGGUCGAAAUGUAAGAAAAUUAUGCGCGACAAAAUGACCUGCUAUCAGUGCGUUGAUAAGGACGGUUUUCAAAAGGAGGAAUGCGUGUUCGUUACCGGACAAGAACCCGACAAGCAAUCGACGCAACUCGCAUUUCACGAGGUGAAGGAAUUACAAAUCGAUCCCGCGACGCGUAAUCGCGCCCUCGAACUCUCAAGUUCGGCGAAAGAGAAAGCUGUAGAUCCUGUAGAGCCCAGUGCGUCAGCUAGUGGAAAUUCUUACGUCAGAAUGAAAAAGUCGGACAACGACUAUCCCGAUGAGGCGUCGCAAACAGCGGAAGAAACUAAGGAAGCUGAACCGUAUGACUACACGUCAGAAACAAGAGCGGUGUACAACGAGGCUCUCGGAAUGACUCUUCCGGCAUAUAUGUUCGCUACUUCAGAACACGAGGCGGCAUUUGAUGAGAUUGUAGCUUCCAGCCACAAUCAGCGUUAAUUUACACGUUUGUCGACAUAUUUUUAUUCCAUCUUUUAUCGUUAUACACGUGUAUCUAGAUAUUUCUUUAUGAUGUUGAAACAGAGUUGGAAAUUUUGCAAAUGUUUUUAUUGUUUUUUUUGUUUUUUUUGUUAUGUAGUUUCUAGUAUUUGAAACUUUCUCUGUGAAUGUACGUACCAGAAUCUGAAGUGUGUAAUCACAGUUUGAAAAGCACAUUAAAAAAAAACGCAAAAAAUGUCAAGUUUACAAUAUUUGUCUUCUAAUU
Pseudomyrmex gracilis is the source of this 2696-nucleotide messenger RNA. RefSeq lists its product as uncharacterized. Lineage: Eukaryota; Metazoa; Arthropoda; Insecta; Hymenoptera; Formicidae. The transcript has 4 exons. The record is from RefSeq and is a predicted model, not a curated record. The coding region runs from base 107 to 2431 and encodes 774 amino acids.